UAAUAUCCUGCGAAACCCACCGUCCAAAUUGCAGAAGGAAUUUAGUGAGGAGAUCGAAGAUGUCGAUACCGGAAGAUCUAAUCCCCGAAAUACUUUCCCACCUAUUCCGACUACCCGUCAAGUCUCUGGUACGUUUACAGUGCGUUUCCAAUUCAUGGUUUGCCCUGAUCAACGAGCCACGUUUCAUCAAGAUGCAUCUCGAGUCCAACAGCGAACGCACUCUCCUUGUUCAGACAUGGAACUGUAAAGCUGAUCGGCCGCUAAACUACUACUUGGUCGACCUUUCUGACGAGAGUCGGCCCGUGAAGAUCUUCCCGCCAUUCUACAAUCCAGACAGAUUCUCCGAGAUCGUAGGCUGUUGCGAUGGCUUGGUUUGCACCCGCACGUAUGAUGAUGAAACUGUGAUUUGGAACCCAUCAGUCAGAAAGUACAAGAAAUUACCCUCUCUACCAACCGUACGCGCUCCUGGUCUCCCGCCCAAUUUUGAAUACGGAUUCAAUUUUGCAUUCGGGUAUGACCCGGUCAAAGACGAUUACAAGGUUUUGAGGAUUGUGGAAUACUUUGAAAGCAGUGAUGAAGAGUUUGCAGGGGCCUUUGAAGUUAAGGUAUACAGUCUGAAAGCGCAUUGUUGGACAAGUGCACAGGACAAAUGGCCUUACAGUGAGUCGCGUAUUUCUUCCGCGGGGCCGGUUUUUGUGAACGGUGCUUUGCAUUGGUUGGUUAAGACUGCGACUCGAGGGAUCACCCUUCUCGCAUUCCACCUCGCCACCGAGAAAUUCCAAGAGCAUAGGCUUCCGGUUGAACCGCAGUCGGUUAAAACUUUGGAGGUUUUGGGAGGAUCGCUGUGUGUUUCCGCGUAUGGACCGGACGCGGACGCACAAUCCAUUGAGUUUUGGAUGAUGAAGGAGAGAAGUUGUUGGAGUCGGCUUUGUACUGUGCCGACUUUCCACUACGAGAAGCCUCUCAAGGCGUGGCGAGUAGUGUUCUCAACGACGGACGGCCAAAAGGUUGUGAUGGAGAUGGAUUACGGGUGUAAGAAUCUCUUUUGGUAUGAUAUUAAAAACAACACACGCAAUAUUUUCCUCACGCAUAUUCGCAACAAGCGUUGGAUUGGGACUUGUGUGGGAAGCCUCCUUCUCCUCCAUGGUGAUAGUGUGAUUUGAAUUCAAUG
This is a messenger RNA of Alnus glutinosa, 1171 nucleotides long. Its product is annotated as F-box protein CPR1-like. Gene Ontology annotation, molecular function: protein binding. The transcript has a single exon. The record is from RefSeq and is a predicted model, not a curated record. Bases 60 to 1163 code for a protein of 367 amino acids. NCBI's taxonomy places the organism in Eukaryota, Viridiplantae, Streptophyta, Magnoliopsida, Fagales, Betulaceae.